GAAAAUUAAUCCGUAACAACGUCCUAAUUCUGUUUCAAACCUCCCCCUUAUGAUUUCCUACACGUCAGUCCUUAACAGGAUUAGGGCGUUGAAAAGGUACAUACAACUCAGAUCGAGACCCAACCCAAUCGAUCGCUAACAAGUUCGGUACGGCGCGCCGGCCCUAGCUAGCGAAGAUCAAUGGAGACGCUGCCGGACGACAUCGUUGUGGAGAUCCUGGUGCGCGUGCCGGGCGUCGCCGCCCUCUUCCGCUGCGCCGCGACGUGCAACCGGUGGCGCCGCCUCAUCGCCAAGGCCUCUUUCCUCUUCCGCCGCUGGCCGGAGGGCGCGACCCGCCCGUCCUUCCUCCUCGGCUUCCUCGUCACACCACUGCCCCGUGAAGAACGACCAGCCAGAAUCAUCUCUGCGCCCGCACCGCCGUUCGCCCUGGCGCCAUGGUCGCCCCUCGGAGACCGCUUCCGCUUCCUCGGGCAUUACAUCCGCGGCCUCCCCAAGGAUGGUCGCUUGCACACGGUGCCGCUCACCGCGCGUCGCGGUCUUCUUCUCAAUCACAUCGUCGAACUCGUCUACCCCAACAAUCUGACGACGGGGGGAAGCUUCAGUCUGGCUUUGUGCGAUCCGCUCGCAGGCGUAGGUCGCGUGCUCCCCCCGCUGAAGUACAAUGGAAAAUUCACGAUGGUAGGGUAUACUCAGGCUGGACGCGGUCCGGGCCGGUCCGGUCUUUGA
Messenger RNA from Triticum aestivum (bread wheat), 726 nucleotides. RefSeq lists its product as uncharacterized. NCBI's taxonomy places the organism in Eukaryota, Viridiplantae, Streptophyta, Magnoliopsida, Poales, Poaceae. The transcript has a single exon. Gene Ontology annotation, molecular function: protein binding. Bases 181 to 726 code for a protein of 181 amino acids. The record is from RefSeq and is a predicted model, not a curated record.